Adineta steineri is the source of this 2968-nucleotide messenger RNA. Lineage: Eukaryota; Metazoa; Rotifera; Eurotatoria; Adinetida; Adinetidae. The record is from the annotation of a GenBank genome assembly.
ACAAUCAACAGCUGUAUCAAUCAUCGAACCAAUUAAUAUUAAUUUUAAUAUACAUUUAUCACAAACAAAUGAACAACGUGUAUUUGAAGUUAAUUUACCACAAUUAUUCAUACGUUUAUCAUAUUCCGAUGUUAAAUUAAUGUUAUAUAUGUUUCAAUCAAUAACAAAACAAGUUCAUCAAGCACAAUCACGUGAUAUAAUACCAGAAUAUAAAAUUUAUCAACCAACACGACGUGUAUCAGUUGAUAAUGAACUUUUAAUUGAAUAUUGUCCGGAAGAUAGUCAAGUUGAUUUUCGUAUACGUUCAACAAUAGCACCAACUAUUAGUGAACAACAACGACAAAUAUCAUUGAUAGAAAAUACGAAUGAAAAAACUUCGAAAUUAUUUUUAAAUAUUCAUUCAAUGAAAUUUUCAUGUGAACAAAUAAGUCUUUGUUUAAUCGAUGAUUGUCUUAAUGCAAAUAUUCCAUUAUUAAAUUUAACAUUUAAAACAAUAAAAUUAAAUAUUAUUGAAUAUGAAACAUAUCGUUUACAACAAGCUGAUUUACAAUUUAAUAUUGAUUAUUAUAAUCGUUUAUUAUCUGGAUAUGAACCAUUUAUUGAAUUAUGGUCAUUACAAGUAACAUUGAAAACAUCAGAUAAUUUAACAUCAUUAGCUAUUUGUUCAAAUCAUUUAUUAAAUAUAAAUUAUACGAAAACAAUGCAUCAAUUAUAUGAUUUAGUUAAAAAUAAUUGGCUUGAAGAUUAUUAUAAUACAAAUGAUAUUAGUAAAGAACAUAUGUAUUUUCGUCGACCAAAACCAUUUGAACCGUAUUGUUUUAAAAAUCUUGUUGGACAACGUGUUAUAUUUCGUACAUGGUUAUCAACACAACAACGUUUUGAUUUAAAUGAUCAUAUUGUUGAAUAUAAUGAUACAAAAUCAUUUAUAUUUCCCAGUGAAUCAACAAUAACACCAGGAACAAAAGUUAAUACAAUUAAAGAUAUACAGUCAUCAACAUCAUCAUCCUAUUCUGAUCGACGUUUAUUAAUACAAAUUGAAGGUUGGGAAUGGUUACAACCAAUAUCGAUUGAUCGUGUUGGAACUUUUUUUCGACUUGCUUUACCAUCAGGUGAUCGAUUACAAAAACCGGUACUAGUUUUCAUUGAUGUAACUAUGACAGAUAGUUCAAUGCGUUCAAUAACAAUUCGAUCAGCGAUUGAAAUACGUAAUCAAUUAUUAACAUCUGUUGAUGUUCGAUUAAAAUGUGGAUCAGGUUCAUUACAUGAUAUUCGUUUAGAACCAAAUGAAAUUCGUUCAUUACCAUUACAAUUUUGUCCAACUAUAAGACAAUUUCAAGUACGACCAGCAGAUUUUGCAUUUAAUUAUUGUGGUGAACCUAUUAAUUGGAUGGAAAUUUCUAAUGAACAAAGACGAAGAGGACAACCAAAUGAUGAAAAUGAUGAAAAUACUUCAACUGCAGAAACAAAUUCUUUGCAACGGCAACGCGAUAUAAAUUCAACUGAUCGCUUAUCAUUUUUCCGUACAUGUUUUAUAAAUGGAAAUGAUUCAGUUUAUUAUUUAUGUGUACAAUCAAAACGAACACGUUUACUUGCAUUUAGAGAACAUAUUCUAUCAGCAUAUCAAUUAUCAAUAUUACCACCAUUAAUUAUAAAUAAUUUACUUCCAUGUGAUCUAUUUUUUCAAAUACAUUCACAUCCACAAAAAGUUCGACUUAAUCCAUAUAAAUCUCAUCGUGAACAUACGUUAAAUAUAGGUCAAGCUAUUGAUAUUUUUUUUGCGACAGAUAUUUAUAAUAUGACUAAACCAUUACAUGUACCAUCAAUAAAUGAUUUAAAUCUUAUGAAAUAUCAUCAUCAAAAAGUUAUUUUAUAUGAUAGUAUUCAACGAAUGUUAUUAGUUGAUGUUACUAUUGUUUGUUCUAUUCGACAUCGAUUAAAAAUAUCUGUUUCUGUUCCUUAUGUUUUACUUAACAAGAGUGGUAUUCCAUUGAUUUUUAAACAGGAUGGUUCUUUAAAUGAAGCAGCUAGUCAAACACAUGAACAUGAAUUAGCUCGAAAUCGUGAACCAUUAUUAUUUUCAUAUAGUGAUUCAGAAGCUUCUCAUGCUUGUGUUAUGAAAGUUGGUUCAGGUUUACAUAAAAGUGAUGAUGGCCGUCCAUUAUGGUCACAACGUUUUAGUUUAGAACGUGGUUCAAGUUAUCGUCAAUUACAUGUUCGUUCUCCUCAUGGUUCACCUGAUUGGAUUUAUUAUAUUGGAAUUGAUGUUCGACAAGGUAAAGGACGUUUACGUCGAACAAAUUUUAUUUUUUUGAGUACACGUUAUAUGAUAAGUAAUCAAUGUUCAUAUGAUUUAUCCAUUGCACAACGACAUAUUGUUCGAGCUAUGUUACAAACGGGUGAUCAUAGUAAUUUAGAACAAAAUUGUUUAAAUGUGUUAAAAAAUUCAUUAGUUGCUUAUCAUUGGCCAAGAAGUGAUCUCGAUCAACUUUUAUGUGUUCGUGUUAUUAAUAAUAGUCAAUAUCGACAUGUUUAUUGGUCCGGUGGUUUUUUAAUUGAUCGUGUUAAUGCAUUUCAUAUUAAUUUAAGAUAUGAUAAUAAUCAAUGUUUAAUAUUAAGAGUACAAGUUAUUGAACGUGGUGGUACAUUUUUUGUUGUUUUCAUGGAUUCCAAUCAAAUGCCAGCACCUCUUCGUGUUAGUAAUCUAUCUGAUGUUCCUAUACAAUUUUAUCAAAGUGAAACACGAGAAGAAUUAACUUAUUUACGUGCAUUUAUUCAACCACAUCAAUCGAUUGAUUAUGCAUGGGAUGAACCAACACUUCGACAGACAAUAACAUGUUCUAUUGUUGGUGGUACAAAAGAAACUUAUGAUUUACAAAAAUUUGGUCAUGGAGAAAAUUUAUGUUAUGAAAAUCAUAUAUGUCUAGCAUUUGAACAAACAUUUCAAGAAGAACAAACAACACAAUAUCCA